This is a messenger RNA of Diplodia corticola, 2187 nucleotides long. RefSeq names its product glycosyltransferase family 25 protein. NCBI's taxonomy places the organism in Eukaryota, Fungi, Ascomycota, Dothideomycetes, Botryosphaeriales, Botryosphaeriaceae. The record is from RefSeq and is a predicted model, not a curated record. The coding region runs from base 1 to 2187 and encodes 728 amino acids. Gene Ontology annotation, molecular function: acyltransferase activity, transferring groups other than amino-acyl groups. The transcript has 5 exons.
AUGAACACCGAAGACAGCACAAGCAGCACCUCGGCGGUGACCAAGCCAGCCCCUCCAUUUCCGCCCCCACCGCUCCUCACCCUUCAAACAUGCAUCGUCCGUCCGUACCACCCUGCCGAUGCCUCCAACAUCGCUAGACAUGCCAACAACCCACGCAUCGCCCAAUGGAUGACGAACAUGUUCCCGCACCCCUACACUUUGGAAAGAGCCCACGGUUGGAUCGCCAUGAACCUCCCCAAGGAAGCUGCCAAAGACGACGAUGGACCCCACCCCGACUCCGACUCCGCCGCUGCUACCGCCGCCACCACAACCACCGACAAGCUUCCUCUGGCGCAACAGCUCACGCCCACCGCGCCGACGGCCCCGUUACCACCCCAGCCAGAGAUCACCUGGCCCGCGACCAUCCACUACGCCAUCUGCAUCGGCGACGAGUGCGUCGGCGGCAUCGGCGUCAAGCCGGGCGUCGGCGAGCACGCCCGCUCCGCCGAGCUGGGCUACUGGCUGGGCGAGGCGGCGUGGGGCCGCGGCAUCAUGACCGAGGCCGCCGCGGCUUACGCCGACUGGGUGUUCGAGACGGUGCCGCGCCUGGAGCGCUUGGGCGGCUGCGUAUACAGCGGCAAUGUGGGGAGCGUGCGGGUGUUGGAGAAGAUCGGGUUUCGCCGCGAGGGGUCGUUGAGGAGGUCGGUGUGGAAGGGGGGCGUGUGGCGGGAUUUGGACUUGUUUGGGCUUUUGAGGGACGAGUGGGUGGAGGGGAGGGGAGAGAAGAGAGAGAUCCUUCCCACCCCACAGGUGCCAACCGAAUGGUACUCGCGCCUAUCGCCGCCCAAACAGCUUUUGGUUUUCAUCUAUGGGACUCUACCUUUUAAACCGUGCAAGUGGCGUGCAGCAAUCAACCGUACUGCCGACGAGAUGCUUACACCGUCCCUCCACCUACGAAGUGCAUUGGCAGGCGCAGGAAGCCUUGCUAUGCUGCUCUUCCUUUUCCUUGGCUUCAACGAUACCAAUACAUUUCCUCAACCCCUGAAAUCCGCUCCGGUCUCUUCGAACAAUCCUGGAUAUCUGCAAGAUGUCUUCAAUCGAACACUUGGGUUUCAAAAGAUCUUUGUUAUCAACUUACCAUCACGGACAGACCAUCGGGACUCCAUGUCCUUAGCCGCCGCCCUGACUGACAUGGAAAUCGAGUACGUCGACGGCGUCACUGAAGUCACUGAAAGGGCACUGCCGCCCGGGGGCAAAGAGGCAAAUCUCAACAGAGCAGCCUUGGGCUCAUGGCGUGCGCAUUUAAACGCGAUCAGAAAGCACCAUCAAAGGAUCGUCGAACAAAACCUCACUUCCGCCCUCAUCCUCGAAGACGAUGCAGACUGGGACCUACGCAUCAAAUCUCAGCUGCGAGACUUCGCAAGAGCGUCACAGAUGCUCGUGCAACCCCUCUCCGGUAAACCCGACCAGUUCCUGGAUCCCACACACCCGUCCCCCGCGGCAGGACAGGAACAGGAACCCCAGAACUUCAUGCUCGACGAGUACAGCGACAACGGCGAAUUGAUGGCCGAACCCACCACCUCCCCAUACGGCGACAUCGACCGCUGGGACGUCCUCUGGCUCGGCCACUGCGGCGUCCGGUUCCCGCGCGGCGCCUCCUCGCCCGCCUCGGAUGCAACCGCCAACACGCGGCCGCCGUCACUACUACCGCUCGGGCGGGUGGUCAUGGCCAACGACCCGACGGUCCCGGAGCCACAGCACGUCGACAAGCAGUUCGGCAGCGACGAGCUGCGCCAGCAAUACCCGGCGCACACGCGCGUCGUGUCGCGCGCGCGCCAAGGCACCUGCACGCUGGGCUACGCAGUGUCGCAGCCGGGCGCGCGCCGCGUGCUGUACGAGAUGGGCGUGCGGCGGCUGACGGGCAAGCUCGACUCGAUGCUCCGCGCCCUGUGCGAUGGCGGAGAAGACGUCUUGCGCGCUCCGGCUUGCCUCACGGUCCAGCCGCAGCUGUUCCAGCACCAUCGUCCCGUUGGCGCGAAGCUGGCGUUUAGUGACAUCUCCGACCAUGGCGACGGCUACAAUAGCCAGGCUUUCACGCGGAAUGUGCGCUGGAGCACGCGGCUGAACUUUCCGAGGCUGGUGGAUGGCAGGACGGAUUACGUGGAUUUGUGGAGGGAUGGGGAGGAGGAUCCUUUGGAUAGCUUCUAG